Molecule: messenger RNA, 677 nt
Organism: Rosa chinensis
Lineage: Eukaryota; Viridiplantae; Streptophyta; Magnoliopsida; Rosales; Rosaceae
Exons: 2
Coding region: 36-479 (147 amino acids)
Source: RefSeq, a predicted model, not a curated record
UGAAUUUGAAUUCCCAAUUCACGCAUCCGGUGAAAAUGCAGGAUUCAAAGAUUCCCCUUUCGGAUGAAUUUACGAUUCCCAAGUCACGGAAGAAGAAAGUCUCUGCCCAGAAAGGCCCCUUGUUUCAGGUACAAGGGAAUGAUGUGAAUGGGGCUCCUUCUCUUCCUCUGAAAGCUGGGAACAAACCAUCCAAAAGGAACUUGAAGAGGGAAGUUUCUCCAAUGGUCCAGCAACCAGAGAGGUCAAACUCAAAUUCGCUGCCUGAUUCAUCUUCGUCUGGAAGCAACUACCGUGAGCUAAGGCUCAAGUACUUGAUGAUGGAGGAAGAGAGCUUUGCAGUGGGGAAAGAUCUACGAGAGGUUGAAGACGAGGUUAAGACCCUUGAGGAGGAGAAGUUUGCACUCUUGGAUCAGCUUGUUGUGUUAGAAGGCCUCGUUGAUCCUUCAGAGUUGCACCCCCAGGGGUUGCAUUCAUCCUAGUUUAUUUCUUUGUACCAGUUUGUUUGAUUAAUCUGCACAAUUGUAUAAUAUGAUAUAAGGUCUCAAAGAUUAGGGAAUGAUUAUUGUUAAAACUUCAAAAAGAUUGUAUCCAGUUCCUUUAGUAACUCGGUAUAUGUAUUUGACUGCUGCAUUAGUUUUUCAGGUCUAAUGUUUGAUUCAAUAUUUGGUUGUUGCCCA